AUGAUCAACAUAAACGUUGGGGGGAAGCCCUACCAGAUAUCCUAUAAGAUGGCUGCCAAGUACCCCAAAACCAGAAUAGGACGACUGGCCACCUACACUGACUACAACAUGAAGUUGAAUCUGUGUGAUGACUACAUUGUGACCAACAAUGAGUACUUCUUUGACAGGGACCCAGAUGUCUUCCACAGCAUCUUCAACUUCUACAGGACUGGUGUGCUGUGGGUCAAAGACGAGCUGUGUCCUCGCAACUUCCUAGAGGAGAUCAACUACUGGGGCGUGAGGAUCAAGAACACCCACCGCUGCUGCCGCAUCUCAUUUGAGGAAAGGCAGGACGAGCUGAAUGAGCAGCUGAAGAUCCAGAGGGAGCUGGAAGCAGAAGUAGAGAUCGAGGAUAAUGAGGAGCUCUUUCAUGACAUGUUUAUGGGCCAGAGGCGCAGAGUUAUCUGGAACCUGAUGGAGAAGCCGUUUUCAUCUAUCCAAGCCAAGCUGAUGGCUGUGGCUUCUAGCCUAUUUGUCCUGAUCUCCUUGGUGGCCAUGACUCUUAAUACAGUGGAGGAGAUGCAAUACAGAACUCCCACAGGUCAGCUCAGUGGUAAGACAUACUGGGAAUAUGUGGAGUCCAUAUGCAUCGCUUUCUUCCGCUUCAGUCUGGCAUCCACCCCUGGCCGCAGUGCCUUCAGCAGCAGUGUGCUCACCACCGUGGACCUGAUUGCCAUCUUGCCUCAGUAUCUGCAGGCCAUCCUUGAGCUCUUUGACACUGAGGAGAACUACAUAAAGCAUGAGGUCGACAUACAGGCAGUGAGGCAGGUGGGAAAGCUGGGGCAAGUGUUGAGGAUCAUGAGACUGAUGCGAAUCUUUCGUAUCUUGAAGUUGGCGCGACACUCCACAGGUCUGCGGGCUUUCGGCUUCACUCUGCGUCAGUGCUACCAACAAGUGGGCUGCCUCUUCCUCUUCAUCACCAUGGGCAUCUUCAGCUUCUCCGCCAUGGUUUACACUGUGGAGCAUGAUAUGCCGCACACAAACUUCACCAGCAUUCCUCAUGCCUGGUGGUGGGCAGCUGUCAGCAUAUCCACGGUGGGCUAUGGAGACGUCUACCCAGAGACUGUACUGGGACGUGUCUUCGCUUUCAUCUGCAUCGCUUUUGGGAUCAUCCUCAAUGGCUUGCCCAUAUCCAUCCUCUUCAACAAGUUCUCAGAUUAUUACUCUAAGCUCAAGUCCAAUCAGUACACAGCCUCAUCGAAGAAACAAGGGAAGGUGAGAUUUGCCAAGAGGACAGUGAAAAAGUUCAAACACUGCUUUGGAAACCACCAUUGUCACACAGACUGAUUUCAUUUGUGCUUUUAUAUAAAGAAAUAAUUAGUUUGACUGUAAAAUUGUGCAAAAAUCUUUGUGAUGGGAAUAAAUACAUGCAACGGGGACAAAUAUUGAGGGUUAACGCAACAGCAGGCUGUGCUUUAUUUGGCAGUGUUUGCAGUUGGGAAGCCAACGAGGGAUCCCACAGGUACAUGGCUAUCUCUAAGUCAGUUGGUGGUGAAAAGGACCACAGUUCAGAGGAGCAGGCUGAAAUGCCAUAUUAAAGAGCAAUACUAAAAACAAUACUACUGUAUGAUCUCUUAAAUAUUUACUUUUGUUUAUAGAAAAUGUUAUUUUUGUUACAAAAUAUUCAGAAUCAUAAAGAAUCACCCCAAAUAUACAGUAUGUGUCAUCUUCACUGAAAUAUAAAACAUUAAAGAAAUAUCCACAAGAAUUAUUGCCUCUGGCUGGCUGAGGCACAGCACAUGAAUGAAAAGCGUUUUAUUAUCACCAUCGUAGCUCUCACUGCAAGCACCUUUUUGUUACU
Molecule: messenger RNA, 1840 nt
Organism: Monopterus albus (swamp eel)
Lineage: Eukaryota; Metazoa; Chordata; Actinopteri; Synbranchiformes; Synbranchidae
Product: potassium voltage-gated channel subfamily V member 2-like
Biological process (GO): protein homooligomerization; action potential; potassium ion transmembrane transport
Cellular component (GO): membrane; voltage-gated potassium channel complex
Molecular function (GO): voltage-gated potassium channel activity
Source: RefSeq, a predicted model, not a curated record